Molecule: messenger RNA, 939 nt
Organism: Suillus discolor
Lineage: Eukaryota; Fungi; Basidiomycota; Agaricomycetes; Boletales; Suillaceae
Product: terpenoid synthase
Exons: 5
Coding region: 1-939 (312 amino acids)
Source: RefSeq, a predicted model, not a curated record
AUGGAUGCUCGCCCAAAGACGAUAUACCUCCCAGACACUAUGGUUAACUGGCCCUGGCCUCGUACCAUCAAUCCUCAUUACGAAGAUGUGAAAGCUGAAGUCGAUGCUUCAUUCCGUGAUUUCAAGGCACUGAGUCCUAAGUCACAAGAAGCAUUCGACAAAUGUGAUAAUGUCCUCCUAACAGCACUGGUUUAUCCCGAGGCACCAAGAGAACACUUUCGAAUUGCCUGUGAUUUGAUGAAUUUAUUUUUCAUUUACGACGAGUACACCGACUUCAAAAAUGAUGCACUCACGAAGGAAAUGGCGGAUAUCGUGUUCGAUGCCCUGCAAAAUCCUCAUAAGAAACGACCAGAAGACGAAUGUAUUCUGGGCGAAAUCGCGCGACAAUUUUGGGCUCGCGCGAUCCAAUCCGCAAGCUUGUCUUCCCAACGUCACUUCCUUGAGACCUGUCCUGCAUACCUUUAUGCAGUGGUUGCCGAGGCUCUUGACCGUGGACAAGAUCAUAGGCGCAGUCUCGAUGACUACUUGAAGCUCCGGCGCAAAACUGUUGGCGUAAUACCUUGUUUCUCAAUAUUGGAGAUGGGAAUCGACCUUCCCGAUGAAGUGUUCUACCAUCCCGUGAUCAUGGAUCUUGCUGAAUGCAUCAUAGAUUUAGCUCUGAUCGACAAUGACAUGAUAUCCUACAACAAAGAGCAAGCAGUUUGGGACGAAGGCCAUAACAUCAUCAGUACCAUCAUGUUUGACCUCGGCCUUGACGUAAGCGGUGCAAUGGCCUGGGCAGCACACUAUCACACCCAAGUUCAGAAACGAUUCAUCGACGGUCUUGCGAAAGUUCCUUCGUGGGGACCUUCCGUUGACGUCCUAGUCAAAGAGUAUCUUGACGGGACAGCAAUGUGGGUUCGAGGCAACCAUUCUUGGUGUUAUGAAACUCAGAGGUAA